Emiliania huxleyi CCMP1516 is the source of this 1185-nucleotide messenger RNA. RefSeq names its product Dockerin-containing protein (gene DOC1). Lineage: Eukaryota; Haptophyta; Isochrysidales; Noelaerhabdaceae. The coding region runs from base 1 to 1185 and encodes 394 amino acids. Gene Ontology annotation, molecular function: lipid transfer activity. The record is from RefSeq and is a predicted model, not a curated record. Gene Ontology annotation, biological process: intermembrane lipid transfer. Gene Ontology annotation, cellular component: cytoplasm. The transcript has 2 exons.
AUGCUCGGCCUCCGGCUCGUGAGCUCCGUCGCCACCAUGCUCGUGGCCACAAUGCUUGGUCUCCGGUCGACGGACGAGGUAGCUCUCACUGGGCCAAAGGUUGAGCUGAGGAAAUUCGCACGGCGCUUCUCGUCGAGCGUCAAGGUGAACGGUGACAUCGAUGUCCGCAGAUUUGUGUCUGCCGGGGAGGAGUUCUCUCACGCGGUCGAGCGGUUCGGCGACUUUACCAGGAGAGGCGUCGUUGACGCGCGGAAGAACCUGAAGCGAGUCGAGAAGGCCGCAGGCGGCCGGGUAGUAUCGAUGCAGGUGCUGCUGCGGGACGAGCUGCGUCGCGGCUCGCGGCACCCGAACGGGGGGCCAGCGCGGUCUACGGGGGCGGAGGCGCUGCUCUGGUCGCGGCUGUCGGUCUCGUUUUGGGUCGAGAUCUUCAAGGAGCACCUGCGGGGCAAGACGUCGCUGCCCGAUGCGACGCGGAGCGGGUUUGAGCGCUCGCUCGCCCGGUACCUCGACCGCUUCUCCCGCGCCGCCUUUGCCGCCGGGCUGCGGCAGAGCACCCCCGACUGGGAGGAGGUGCGCCGGCAUACGCACCUCGGCUGCGAGAACGGGCAGUGCUCGGACGAGACUCUGGCGGCGGAGCUGAAGGCGUUCGUGCGCGAGGUGGAGCCGGUGCUCGACCGCAUGGCGCGGCUGCAGAAGCAGGACUUGAUCCAGGACACGGCCAUGUGGCGACUGGCCUUUGGCGUGGCGACUCAGUGCGACUCGUCCAUCUUCGAGACCGCGCCUGCCAACUUCCCCUGCUACGACAUGGCGUCGAGCCUCUUGGGCGACUUCCACGCCGACGGCGAGGUGAACCUGUUUGACCUCUCGCUGCAGAUCCGUAUGCUCUUUGGCGGGAUUGACAAGGCCGAGAGCUACAUGCUCAUCAGCAACACUGCCCUCUGGGCGUACGAGAGUCAGAGUGAGUGCUCACGGCGGCGCGACCGGCAGAUGACGGCCUCGAUCAUCAAGUCGUGGGCGGUCACGUGCCCAGAGUCUCUGAGCAGCUGCUACUACGACUGCAACGAUGAGCCGGCGUGCCUGGUCUCGCUGGAGCCCGUGCACGAGGCCACACUUGAGCAAGGCUCGUGGUGGAGCGUGCCGCUCCUGCCAACCCCUUGGUCUCGUACUUCGUGCCCAAUGGCGUGA